This is a messenger RNA of Tuber aestivum (summer truffle), 1140 nucleotides long. The record is from the annotation of a GenBank genome assembly. Lineage: Eukaryota; Fungi; Ascomycota; Pezizomycetes; Pezizales; Tuberaceae.
CAUCUCGUUGCUUCCAAUGCCACCACACACACACACAUUCAUUGGAUCGAAAAUCGAAGGCCCUACAUCCCGGUAACCUCUCAUCCAUUCCCGUCAGAAGGUCGUUCAUUAUCUUUACUCGUGCGGUACCGUACAAACCUUCCUUUCCUCUUCUAAAGAUACCCCACCGCCUGUUACCGGCAGCUAUGAACGCUGGUUUACGAAUAGCUUCAAGCUUUACCGCCGCACGGCCAUGCCUUUCGGUCGCCCCAGGAGUCCUCCCUCGAAUUACCGUUGCUGUAGCCGGAACCAUCUUCCCGGCUGUCCGUGUCGGAAAUGUGUGCACUGCGAGACUGUCUGCUUCAGCGUCUGCCCGUGCGGCAAUCGUCAAGAAUCCACGCACCGACCAAUCUGGGUCUUUGAUGAAAAUCGACAUAUCUCAGCGUGCGGUGAAAGUAUGCAUUCCAUCGUGACCACCUUCCCGUGAAGCCACUGUGUUGACAUCCACAGCGUCUCAAGGAGAUACAAUCUAAGGAUUCCAACCCCGACCUCGCUCUGCGGAUAACUGUGGAAUCCGGGGGAUGCCAUGGUUUCAAGUACACCAUCUCGUUGUCGGAUACAUUUGACGAGGAUGAGGAUACGUCGGUCGUCCCUUCCCCACCUAGAGCUACCGUAUUUGGACAAUGUAACGCUAAUCCGAGAUUCAGUGUAUUCGAGGAGGACGGUGCAAAAGUCGUCAUGGACGAACCCUCGCUGGGUCUUCUAAGGGACAGCACUGUCGACUACACCGCCGAGCUUAUCGGCAGUCAAUUCAAGAUCGUCGAUAACCCUCACGCAACUAGCUCUUGUGGUUGCGGAACCAGCUUUGACACCAAAUCCUUAUAAAACCCAAUCGUGUUGGGAUCGGGAAUGGUAUUCACGGUACCGGUAGUCCAGCGGUAGCAGUACGGUAAUGAUAAUCCUGGAGGAGUUUGUUCGCGGUUUCUGUUUAUCUUUUCCUUUAAUUUCCGUUUAUCCCUAUUUUCACUUCUCACUUUUACCCUCCCCUUUUUGUUUCAAAGCUACUGUUCCAUAUACCGAGGGUCUGGCGUUGGGUCUCCUGUUCUUAUCUGCACUUAUCGAUAGAUGACUGGACAAUUUCUUGGCGCCCCAUCGCGGCUU